This is a messenger RNA of Saccharomycodes ludwigii, 231 nucleotides long. It is a transcript of the gene TFB5, whose product is annotated as TFIIH complex subunit TFB5. The transcript has a single exon. Gene Ontology annotation, cellular component: transcription factor TFIIH core complex; transcription factor TFIIH holo complex. Bases 1 to 231 code for a protein of 76 amino acids. Lineage: Eukaryota; Fungi; Ascomycota; Saccharomycetes; Saccharomycodales; Saccharomycodaceae. The record is from RefSeq and is a predicted model, not a curated record. Gene Ontology annotation, biological process: transcription initiation at RNA polymerase II promoter; nucleotide-excision repair; nucleotide-excision repair, preincision complex assembly.
AUGCCUAGAGCCAGAAAAGGUACAUUAAUUCAGUGUGACCCAUCAGUCAGGGCUUUAAUUUCGCAAAUUGAUACAAAUAGAGAUCAUGAUAUAAUACUGGAAGAAUUAGAUGAUUCUCAUUUAUUGGUUAAUCCUGAAAGUGUUGAAUAUAUAAAGUCUGAAUUAGAUAGAAUACUUUCCAAAAAUAUUUAUAAUCCAAUGGACGAAGAAGAAAAUGCUAAAAGCAAAUAA